UGUUCCGGUAGGUGAUCAUAUACUAUUAAGAGCUUAUUAAUUUAUUUGAUUUAUUUUGCUUUUGGAGGUUUUGCCAGUUCCAUAUGCUAACAAGCACACAGAAAUGUACGGUAGUUUUGAUGGUCGGCAAAAGCUUCUAAGUGACUCGGAUGCAAACGAUAGUGAAGAUAUGGGAAGCGUAAAGUUAGUACCUAUCGAUUUGAGUAAACCUAAUGAAAAUGAAGAAGAAGAUGAACCAGUAGACUUAGAAGAUGGUACUAAUGGUUAUGAAGAUGCACCCAACCCUAUUCUGGAACAACAAGGUGAAACCGAGACCGACGAUGCCCCACCAGAAGAGAAAACAGGUGCAUUUGGACUUUUAGAGAAACUAGAAGAUUUUAUUGGUGAUAAAGUGGAAGAUGUAAUUGGGAAAAAAGAUGACACAACAAGUGUUUUGAGUGAGGAACUUUUUGUUGAUUACACUCUUCAUCAAGCUGCUAGUGAGGGCUCCAUAAUGAACAUCCAGCAAGCAUUCAAGAAUAUAGAAGAUGCGAACAAGUUAGUGUCCAUGGAAAUCAACAAACUUAACCAACAAGGUUUCAGCCCAUUACAUUUAGCAGCGCGAUACAAUCACAAGAAAGCAGUGGCAUUGCUUUUGGAUAAUGGAGCUGAUAUUGAUGUUGAAGUAUCUGAAUAUAAGUUCACACCACUUCAUUUAGCAGCAAAGUAUGAUAUGAUAUUAGCAGCCAAAUGCUUAAUACAAAGAGGCGCAGAUACAACUAAAGCAACAACAUAUGGUACAACUGCUUUGCAUUUUGCUGCACGUUGUGGAAAUGCUGAGCUAAGCAAAUUGUUACUGGAUCAAGAACUUGUUUCACCUAAUAUUACAGAUAAUUCUUUGAACACUCCACUCCACACUGCCAUGUUGGGACGUAGUGCAGAAGUUACUCAGCUCUUAAUAGAAUAUGGUGCAGACAUCGAAGCUUGUGAUAUUGAAGGAGAAAGACCGAUUCACAUUGCAGCUGCUGAGGAUUGUUCUGAUCUCAUCGUUUUACUUGCAAAAGGAGUGUUAAAGAAGAUCCCUGAAGAAGAACGUGAAAAUGCGCAACGAAACUUCAUAAAUGCAACAUCUUAUGAGAAUGACACUGCUCUUCAUGUAGCUGCACAAGCUGGUUAUGAAGAGACAGUUAAAACACUACUUUCCAUUGGAGCAGAUGUAAAUGUUCGCACUGAUACAAGACAAACACCACUACACCUAGCAGCUAUGAGUGGGCAACUUUCUGUAGUGAAGUUCUUAGUUUUAAACAGAGCUAAAGUCAAUGUUCGCGAUGACCAGUUAAUGACACCCUUGCAUAAGGCUUGUCAGCAUGGACGGCUUGAUAUUGUCAAGUAUUUAAAAGAGCAUGGCGCAAGAAUUGAAGCAAAAGACAAUGAAAAUUUCACGCCUUUAAUGUGUGCUGUUUGGAAAGGACAAAACGAUGUUGUUGAUUAUCUUCUAAAUGUUGGAGCGAAGAUCAAUGUAACAGAUAUCAACAUGAAAACUCUGUUACAUCUUGCUAUUGAGGAAGACUGGGAUGAAACACUGGCGAUGUUAGUUAAUCGUGGAGGGCACAUUUUGAUAAACUCGGUCGAUAAAGAUUUCAAAAGUCCACUCCAUUACGCAGCAAAUAUGGGAAAUGAAGAGGCAAUUACUUUACUUUUAAGUAAGUCAGCGAAAGUCGAUCAUGGUGAUAAUGAGGAAAAGACUUCAAUUCAUAUUGCUGCUGAGCAAGGAAGAAACAACUCUGUCAAACUUCUUGGUGAAGCUGCACCUGGUAUUAUCAACUCAACUGAUGAUAGGGGUAGAUCACCAUUGCAUCUUGCUGCAAUCAAUGGGCAUAAGCGCGUUUGUGACUCACUAAUCGAAAUGGGGGCAGAGACUUCAUCUCGAGAUGAUGUAAAUUGGACACCUUUAGACUAUGCUGCAAGACAUGGUCACACAAAAACUGUGAAAUUGUUACUUGACAAUGAUGCUCCUGUUGAUGCAUUUGACAAGAAUUUAAGUACACCUCUCCACCAUUCUUCUAAACAUGGACAUAUCGAUUGUAUUAAAAUUUUAUUGGAUUAUGGAGCUAGUAUAUCACAACAAAACAUCCUUGGAAAGAAUUGUUUAGACUUGGCUGUAGAGAAUAAUCAAAGAGAAGCAUGCAUGGCAUUUGUCACACAUAAAAGGUGGAGAGAAGCGAUAAACCAUGUUGAUAAUGAUGGCACCCACCCAAUGGAAAAACUCAUUGCAGCAGCACCAGAAGCUGCAGAAGUUGUGCUAAACAACAGCAUUCGCUAUUCAAAGCAUUCAGUAAAACAUCCCGAUUAUAGUAUUACAUACAGUUUUUGUUACGUUGAUCUUCAUCCAGAGAAGCAGAUAAACAAUAUAUAUUUUGCACCAUCUACCAUGGUCAAACACCAUCGUGAAUCAUUGUUGUCUCACCCACUUACUGUUGCGCUGAUUGAUGACAAGUUUGCGCGUCUUGGAAGAUGGAUAUACCUGACAAACCUAACUGCUUAUAUUGUUUUUGUAGCAUUACUGACAUCUCUUCUUGUUGUUGACAAAGAAAGAAUGUCAAAUCCAAAUGUGAGAUUACAAAAAUCAAAAUAUCAAGAAGUUGCGCCAUGGCUCAUUUUAAUCCUAACCGUUGCACAACUAAUAAAAGAAGUGGUGCAAUUUUUGCACAUGCGCUUGCGUUACUUCAAAGAUAUGAUCAAUUACUUGGAAAUAAUUCUAUAUACAGCAACAAUAGUAUUUCUGAUGCCUUUUCUAAUUGAGAAUUCACACUCAAAAUUUAAUUCUGACACCAUAGUAGUAUUAAAUCAAGAUGAUAUGGAUUAUUUAAAAAAACUGGAAGAUAUUAAGUGGAAUGCAGGUGCUGUAACUAUAUUGUUCGCAUGGGGAAAUUUAUUGCUGUAUUUGAAAAGAUUUCCAUUGUUUGGUUUAUAUGUUGUCAUGUUAACGGAAGUGUUUAAAACUGUCAUAAGCGUGUUAACAGUUUUCAGUAUUUUUAUUGUGGCAUUUGCACUUUCUUUCUUCGUCUUGAUGGAUGGUCAAGAUGCAUUUAGAUAUGUUGGAAGGUCUAUUGUGAAAACUGCAGUUAUGACGGUCGGUGAAUUUGAAUAUAGUUCAAUUUUCACAGAGCAUUUAAACAGCCCAAAAGUGAUUCCUCAUAAAGUUAUGACUUUUUUGAUUUUUGUACUCUUCCUUGUCAUCAUGCCAAUCCUUAUCAUGAACUUGCUUGUUGGUUUGGCCAUUGGAGAUAUUGAAGCUGUUCGAAAAACAGCUUAUCUUCGUAUUUUAAAAGCCCAAGUGCAAAUGCUUACAACAUUUGAUAGGACUUAUCCUAGCUGGUUACUCAAAGCAUUUUACAACCCAGAGAGAGUUCACAAGCCAAAUGAAAAGAGAUGGUCUAAAAGAUUCAUUAAUUGGAUCCGGGGGUCUGAUUACGAUUCGUUAAAGGAGGAGCAAAAAGAAAUGGCAGGUAAAGAGGAGCUUAUUUUACGUGAACUGACUUCAAAUCGUGAGGAGUUAAACAAACAGAAGAAACGAAUGAAAUCUUUAGUGGAUAUGAUUGAAGAGCAAUUUGAUAUCACUAAGAAAAUAGCAGAAAAAUUACAACUGGAAGAGGAUAAUAAAUAUCAACAAAACAGGCAAUCUGAUAUCAUCCGUAAAUUAACCAACUUUAAGCCAAUGUGCUACUAUCUCAUUAAAAUAGUUCAUAAAGGAGAGAGGUAUCAUGAAGCGGAUUGGAAGGUGAAUAUGCCAGCUGUAUCUGAGCAUGCCCAGUUUUGUUUUUUUCGAUCUUGCCUUAAAAAAGAUUGCUUUGCCAUAAAGUGGAAACAGUUUCUACUUUUUAGUGGCAUAUUUUGCUGUAAACUUUUAAUCAAUCAGACACAAUACACAUACACUUUUGUUACUAUAAACAGAACCUUAAUUUCAGUCUUAAGUGUAUUAGAUGAUUUGCUAAUAAUGGGUGAUAUUACAUUAAUUUCUCUUCAUCGCCUGACGUCUUUAAAUGACUCAAUAGAUGGAAAUGGUGAUGACAGUGACAAAGAGAAUGAUGAGAAGAGUGAUAAAAAUGAUAAAGAUGAUGAAGAUGAGGGUGAGGAAGAGAAUUCCGCUAUGUUGACUAUAACCAGAGCUCUUGGGAUGCUCGGCCUCAGAAAACGAAGUUCUAGCAGUACAUCAACUGUAAAAAUACAUAACUUUUUGAAAGAAAAUGAAAAAGAUUCAGCUGCAGAUAUAGACGAACAUAUUUCUCUUCCAAAAGAUUAUUCAUUUUAUCAAAUUGUUACUGAUGGUUCAAUUAUGUUGACUCAAAAAGCACUGGAAAAUGUUGAUGUAGUUCGUGAUAUAGACAAGCUUAACACAGAGGGAUUCAGUUUAUUGCAUUUAGCAGCACGUUAUAAUCACACAGCUAUUAUAAAUAUUCUCAUUGACCAUGGAGCCAAUGUUAAUGUUUGUGACUUUGAUUAUAGCGCUACACCACUCCAUCUUGCAGCCAGAUAUGACAUGAUAGCAGCUGCCAAGUGUCUGAUUGAACGCAAUGCAAAUAUAAAUUCAAAAAAUAUUUAUGGUACAACACCUUUUCAUUUUGGAGUGCGACGUGGAAACGCUGAACUGUGCGAAAUUUUAAUAAAAGCUGGUAUUUCUAUAAAUGCAACAGACAAUGCUAAGAAUACUCCUCUUCAUGCUGCUAUGUUGUGCGAAAAUGAAAACGUUGUUAAGAUGUUGAUGGAUCAUGGCGCCAGUAUUUCUGCUUGUGAUGUGGAAGGGGAAAGACCGAUUCAUGUAGCUGCAUCAGAAGACCAGUGUGAAUUUAUUGAACUCCUUGCGAAAAAAGCAAUUGCGGAAAUACCUGAAGACAAAAAGGAUGAAGAGUUAAAAAAAUUUAUCAAUGUCCGAUCACAUGAAAAAGAUACUCCUCUUCACUUAGCAGCUCAAGCUGGUUAUGAAGAAACUGUCAAAACAUUGAUUAAACUUGGUGCAGAUAUAAAUGCGCUGACUGACACAAAGCAAACGCCGUUACAUUUGGCAGCUAUAAGCGGACAAUGUUGUAUUGUAGAGCAUUUGAUAAACAAUGGAGCAAAAAUCAAUGUGUUUGAUAAACAACAAAUGACUCCCUUGCAUAAAGCAUGUCAAUUUGGUCGCCUAGAAACUGUUAAAUAUUUGCAUAAAAAUGGUGCCAAAAUUGAUGCUAAAGAUGAUGAAGAUUUUACACCAUUAAUGUGUGCUGUGUGGAAAGGACAGAAGGAUGUUGUUGAAUAUUUGUUAGAUGCUGAUGCUGACAUUAAUGCUGUUGACAUUAGUUCUAGAUCUCUCAUCCAUUUAGCAGUGGAUGAUGAUUUAGAAGAAACUUUAAAAUUGCUUCUUGUUAGAGGUUGUGAAGUGUUGGUUGAUAGCAAUGACAAUAACAACAGAAGGCCACUACAUUAUGCUGCAACUAUUGGCAACGAAGAGGCCAUUGAGAUCCUGCUCAAGUAUUCAGCAGAAAUAGAUUGCAGUGACCAUGAAGGAAAGACACCUAUUCAUGAUGCUGCAAAGUUUAGAAAGUUUAACUGCUUAAAAUUACUUAUUGAGGCUACUCCAGCUCUUGUUAAUUCAACAGAUGAUCGUGGCAGGUCACCGUUACACUUAGCAGCCAUUAACGGUCACAAACGCAUUUGUCAUAUCUUAAUAGAGAAUGGAGCAGAAACAUUUUGCAAAGACGAUGUAAACUGGACUCCUCUCGACUAUGCUGCACAAUAUGGUCACUCCAAAGUUGCGAAGUUGUUAUUAGACAAUGAUGCACCUGUAGAUGCGGUUGAUAAAAAUGGUGAAACUCCAUUGCACCAUGCCUCUAUGUGUGGACACAUUGAUUGUAUCAAUUUAUUACUUGAUAACAAUGCAAGUAUAUCACAUCAAAAUAAAGAUGGAAAAAACUGUCUAGAUUUCGCUGUAGAGAAUCAUGAGAGGGAUGCUUGCAUGGCAUUUAUAAAACACAAAAGGUGGAAAGAAGCAAUCAGUCAUGUCGACAAUAAUGGUACACAUCCAAUGGAGAAACUCAUCGCAGUAGCACCUGAAGUUGCAGAAGUUAUAUUAAACAGAUGUAUGCAGCCAUCACAGCAUUCGGUCACUCAUCCAAAUUACAGCAUCACCUAUGACUUUGAGUAUAUUGAUCUAAAUCCUAAUGAUCAAGUGAACGAAAUUUAUUUUGGUCCCUCCUGCAUGCUUUUCCAUCACAGGGAGUCGUUGUUGUCACAUCCCGUCACAGUCGCAUUAAUAAAUGAUAAAUUUGCACAGUUAGGGUUACGCAUGUUUGUGGGAAAUCUAGGUGUUUAUCUUGUGUUCGUUGGUCUGCUCACAUCAUUAGUUCUCGUUGACAAAGACAGAAUGAGCAAGAUGGAAACUCAACGCAUCAAAACUAGAACUCAGCGAACUGUACCUUGGGUACUUUUAGCUUUUACUAUCAUUCAGAUUGUGAAAGAGCUGGUUCAGUUAUUUUUCUUGCGUUGGCGAUACUUCAAAGACAUAGCUAAUUACCUGGAGAUUAUCUUAUACACUGCAACUAUUGUUUUUAUCAUACCUUUUAUCAUACAAAACCUGGACCCAAGUUUUAAUAUAAACCCUCUGGAAUUAAAUUCAACAAACCUUACUGAAAGUCAACAAAAAUAUUUACAGUCGUUGGAAAGUAUAAAAUGGAAUGUCGGAUCGAUUGUAAUUCUUAUUUCAUGGCUCAACCUACUUUUACACUUGUAUGCAUUUCCAUUUUUUGGAAUUUAUGUUGUCAUGUUUAUUGAAGUAUUCAAAACAGUGAUCAGUGUGUUGUUUGUAUUCGGCAUGUUCAUAGUCGCUUUCGGCUUAGCUUUCUUUGUUUUAUUGGAUACACAAGAUGCGUUCAGAUAUCCUGGUCGUUCUAUCAUCAAAACUGCAGUAAUGUCGAUUGGAGAAUUGGAAUAUUCUGAUAUUUUUUUACCUACAAUAGAUGAACCGUAUAAAGUGCCUUACACAGUUUUAACGUUUUUUAUAUUAGUCCUUUUUCUUUUUAUGAUGCCGACAUUGCUGAUGAAUUUACUGGUUGGGUUGUCCAUUGGAGAUAUUGAAGCUGUUAGAAAAAAUGCAUACCAUACAAUAUUAAAAGCACAAAUCAAAUACUUGCGACUGUUCGAAAAGAGCGAUCGCAAACUUUUAAACUCAAUGAUUUCUUAUAACAAGAAAAAGGUUUACAGACCAAACAAUAAGUUUUGGUGGAGACAUCAAACUGGUGGUUUCUUUUCUUUUCUGAUAUAUCUGUUCUUUAAUUGGCUCAUUAAGUCAGAUCACGAAUUGUUGAAAGAAAACCAGUUAGAAGUUAGUAGCAGAGAGGAACAUAUUCUUAAAGAGUUAAGCGUCAACAGGAAAGAGUUGGACAAACAAAAGAAGCGUAUUAAAACAUCAAUAGAGUUGCUCGAAGAUGAUGCGGAUACUAUUAAGAAGAUAUACGAAAGACUAAAAAUCGAGGAGGAUGAUUUGCUGUGUAAAAAAGACCUAACUAAACAAGUCAUUGUCACAUGUCCUCAAAUCUCCUUGUGCUUACGUGUUAUUUUAUGCUUUAGUAAAAAAAUGAGUAUACGAUUGUUAAACUUGAGAGGACGAGUUGAAGAUGAACCAGACGGCCCGGAAAACGACGAAAAGAAAACAAACGGCCCUGCUGAAUAUCGUUUGCUAAAAAAUGAAGUUCCAGAACCCAGAGGAAGCUCAUCAUCAUUGGCAGAUCUUGACGACGAAAAGAGCAUAUCCAGUGAUUCAUACAUCUCCUUACACCAAGCUGCCAGCGAGGGAUCAAUUGAUCUUGUCAAGCGCUUCUUCGCAGAGUAUAAUAACCCGGUUGAUAGAGAUAAUGCACGCGACCAACGUAACGCUCAAGGUUAUACAGCAUUGCAUCUGGCUGCUCGCUACAACAGAAAGAAUGUGUUGGCGUAUUUGUUAGAUCUGGGUGCUGCUAUUGACGAUGUCGACGGAGAAGAUUCGAACACUCCUUUACUGCUCGCAACAAAGUAUAACAUGAAGUUAAGUGCAAAGUUAUUGAUCGAACGUAACGCGAAAGCAACAAUUCGUAACAAAUAUGGUACAACGGCGCUUCAUUUCGCAGCUCGCCGUGGUAAUGCUGAUUUGUGUAAACUAUUGUUAGACAAACCCAAUGUUGAUAUUAAUGCUACAGAUAAUGGUUUGGCUACUCCCCUUCACAUGGCUAUGUUGGGUGGUAGUGAACCUAUAACCAAACUGUUAAUUGACAGUGGAGCGGACGUCAAUGCGCAGGACAUUGAAGGAGAAAGACCAAUCCACUAUGCUGCUGCUGAAGACGCAGGAGAUCUGAUUGUAUUGUUAGCAAAAGGAGCUUUAAGAGGAGUUGAAGAAGCGGAUCGAAAGAAAACACAAAAACAAUUCGUCAAUGCUGGUUCAUAUGAGAAAGACACAGCGUUACAUGUGGCUGCACAAGCCGGCUACGAAGAGACUGUCAAGACACUUGUGACUAUUGGAGCAGAUGUAAACUUGCGUACUGAUACAAAUCAAACAGCGUUACAUCUUGCUGCUAUUAGUGGCCAAACAGCUGUGGUAAGGUUUCUGGUGAUGAACAACGCGAGAGUAAAUGCUAUCGAUGCAGAACAAAUGACACCGUUGCAUAGGGCGUGCCAAUAUGGUAGAUUAGAGACGAUUCGAUUCCUGAAAGAACGCGGUGCACGAUUAGAUGCGAAAGAUAAAGACAAUUUCACUCCAUUGAUGUGCGCAGUGUGGAAGGGACAGAACGAAGUUGUAAAGUAUUUGUUGGAUGAAGGAGCGAACAUUAAAAUCACAGACUUACUUAACAAAACUGUUUUACAUCUUUCAAUUGAAGAAGAUCACUACGAUACAUUGAGUCUGUUGAUGCAGCUUGGAGGGACGGAGUUGGUGCAAAAAACUGAUAAGGAUUAUAAGACGCCGCUGCAUUACGCUGCUGCUAUGGGGAACGAACCCUCUGUGAAACUUCUUAUCAACAACGAUGCUGAACUUGAUCUGGGUGACUGUGAAGAAAAGACACCACUGCACAAUGCUGCAGAAAAGGGACAUCUAGACUGCGUCAGUAUAAUAGGAAAAGCGUCACCUGGAAUUAUCAACUCCACUGAUGAAAGAGGGCGCUCCCCGUUGCAUCUGGCAGCUAUGAUGGGACACAUAUACGUUACUGAGAGUUUGAUUGAGAUGGGUGCAGAGACGUCGUGCCGCGACGACGUUAAUUGGACGCCGCUAGAUUAUGCAGCGCGCUAUGGUUUUCCGAAAACAUUAAAGGUGCUGCUAGAUAACGACGCCGAUGUCGACGCGUGUGAUAAGAACGACUCCACACCUCUCCAUCACGCGUCGCAACAUGGUAACGUGAGCUGUAUAGUACUACUGUUGGAUAAUGGUGCUAGUAUACAUAAAAGAAACAGAGAUGGAAAGAAUUGUUUGGAUUUAGCGGUUGAAAACUUUGAAAGAGAUGCCUGCAAGGCUUUGAUUAAGCAUAGAAGGUGGCAUGAAGUUGUAUCCAAUCUCGAUAACGAUGGAGUUCAUCCACUCGAGAAGUUGAUCGAAGUUGCUCCCGAUGUUGCGGAGGUCGUUUUAAACAAUUGCAUAGAGCAUUCAGACGUUGCCAAAGACCACGUAGAUUACAACAUCACGUACAAAUUCCACCUGCUUGAUUUACCACCAAGUCAACAAAAGAAUGAUGUCUACUUCGCUCCGUCCACCAUGGUUCGAUUCCAGCGUGAGAAUCUGCUUCGCCAUCCUUUGACUGUGCAGUUGAUUAAUGAUAAGUGGUGCCGGCUUGGACGAUGGAUUUAUAUGACCAGUUUAACUGUGUACUUGUUGUUCGUAUCUCUGCUCACUGCGUUAGUCGUGAUUGAAAAACACGAUCAAAAAGAUUUGAUUGCAAUGCUGAAAGGGAAUGCAUCUCUGAAUAGCUCAACGCCGUACAGUUCACUUCAAUGCCACGACACGACGCGUUUUUCCACCGUCGUCCCUUGGAUGACGCUUGGUUUAGCGUGUUUUCAAAUCUUUAAGGAAGUUACGCAAGCAAUGUACCUAGGAAGGAGGUAUUUAUUGGAUCCGGUGAAUUGGUUCGAGUUCAUGUUGUAUUUUGCUACCUUUCUUUUCAUGUUGCCAUUCAUACUAUGCCAGGUGGAUAAGAGUUUGAUCACCCGCGACCUUGAAAGCAUGAAAUGGCAAGCUGGCGCCGUCUCAAUUCUAUUUGCGUGGUUUAACUUACUGCUUUAUUUAAAACGUUUUCCGUUCUUUGGAUUGUAUGUGGUCAUGUUUACUGAGAUUUUCGUGACGCUCGUGAACGUGUUGUUGGUGUUCAGUAUACUUAUUGUCGGCUUUGCUUUAUCGUUUUAUGCGUUGGUGAACGUGCAAGACGAUUUCAAAAUGCCGGGCCGUUCGAUCGUGCGAACAAGUGUGAUGAUGAUUGGGGAAUUGGAUUACGACGCAAUGUUUACUGAAAAUUUUCCUCACAGUAGAAAGAAAUAUCUACCUUACAAAGCAAUGACUGUGUUCAUUUUUCUUUUCUUCCUGAUUAUUAUGUCGAUAAUUGUUAUGAAUUUGUUGGUUGGUUUAGCUGUUGGAGAUAUCGAAUCAGUUCGAAAAAAUGCAUAUCUUCGUAUUUUGGAAGCUCAAGUUCACAUUUUAAAAGUAUUAGAACGGACAUACCCGAAGUUUAUUUUACGCAGCGUAUACAGAGAUCACGCUAUUGUUAAACCUAACAAAAGAAGUCAUUAUAGAAAAUUUAUGGACUGGGUUGGCAAGUUUAAUUCCGACGCCUUGAUAGAUGAACAAAUUGAAAUGGGAGGGAAAGAAGAAUUGAUCAUUCGUGAAGUUGAAUCACAGAGACAAGAGUUAGAAAAACAAAAAGAAAAAAUGAAAGCUUUGAUGAGCAUGAUCGAAGAGCACUGCGCAAGGACGAAACGAAUCGCUAGAAAAUUGGAAGUUACUGACCUUGAAUGCUGAUUUGGAUACACUAGACUCGAUGAUCAAACCUGUGUUUUGCGGUCAAUCCUAUUGGAUUUAGUUUUCACUAUCUUCAGGCUUCUGAAGAUAUAUAAUAUAAUAAUAUAAACUUAUUAGGAAACAGUUUGGAAUGACGAGUUGUUAAAGAACCAACCACUUGUUGUUUGCCAUAAAUAUCGCACAAUAUUUUUUAACAAUCACAAAUAUUUUGAUUUUAAACAUUUUUUAACUCAUUCUAAUAAUCUAUGGACUGUUUCUAUUUUAAGAGAAGAAAAUUUUUGCGUAAAAAUUUUUUGACGAUUGUUUGAAAAAAUGGGCGAAAGCAUUUAAGCAAAAAUAACUUUCAAUAACGAACCCUCAAACUCGCUACACACGGACCAUUUAAUUCAAGGUUGGGAGAAUUUGGGAUAAAAUUUUGCGAAUCAAAGAAGAUGGUUUUUUUUUGUUAAUUUUUUUCGAUUGUUGGCUCUUUUAUUUGUCAUCUGAAACAUUGUGAUACGUUCCCUUGCACAGGCCAAGAAAGUUCGAGAUAUGAAAAGUUCUGAUGAGGUAUCCCCUUUCUCAACCCAACUUAUAUAUAUGCUGCAUAAAAUAUUUGAUUAGGCCCCUAUAAUGGUUGUAAUGGACAAAAUGUAUAUAUUCAUUUUUGCACUUUUUUAAUUUUGUAUAUAACAUUGUUUAUCCAUAUAAA
Molecule: messenger RNA, 11672 nt
Organism: Hydractinia symbiolongicarpus
Lineage: Eukaryota; Metazoa; Cnidaria; Hydrozoa; Anthoathecata; Hydractiniidae
Exons: 39
Coding region: 104-10981 (3625 amino acids)
Biological process (GO): monoatomic ion transport; transmembrane transport
Cellular component (GO): membrane
Molecular function (GO): protein binding; monoatomic ion channel activity
Source: RefSeq, a predicted model, not a curated record